Messenger RNA from Perca fluviatilis (European perch), 1907 nucleotides. RefSeq names its product adenosine receptor A1-like. The transcript has 3 exons. Lineage: Eukaryota; Metazoa; Chordata; Actinopteri; Perciformes; Percidae. The record is from RefSeq and is a predicted model, not a curated record. Bases 432 to 1451 code for a protein of 339 amino acids. Gene Ontology annotation, molecular function: G protein-coupled adenosine receptor activity. Gene Ontology annotation, cellular component: synapse; membrane; dendrite. Gene Ontology annotation, biological process: G protein-coupled adenosine receptor signaling pathway.
UCCAAAUGACUCAGUUUCAGCAGGAAAUGACACUAUAGUUGCGACUAAUUCAGUUUAUUUUACCGACCAUUGACACAUGCCUGACAUUAGAAAAAGCCACACUGUCAAUCUGGGCGUUGGGAACCUGUGACUCAUUCGGUAUCGGUCCUGUCUCUCUGCCAGCAGGACGGCAGGGGCCACUUCAUUCUCGGAAUCGCUUCUUCUGACCGUAUGGAGUUCUGCGUCUUGCGCGCAGCUCUAUGUCCUGGACCCGGCGCUAAAAUACUUCAGGGCAACAGACACUAGCCUACCUCUACCUCUGUGGGGACAUAAAACAUGCGACACCUAAUUCAGGGUGUCUCAGUAGGUGAACACAAACUCAAACAGGGAACUCCCUCGACGUGUUCAGGCUGUUUCUCCGCUGAGCGCACACUCUCCCAGAAACCGUGAACAUGCCUUCGGAUCUGUCUUCCUCUAAAGCCCUCUACAUCGGGAUGGAGGUGGUGAUCGCCGUGUCGUCGGUCAUCGGUAACGUGAUGGUGGUCUGGGCUGUGCGUAUUAACCGCUCUCUGAGAGAUACAACGUUUUGUUUCAUCGUCUCCCUGGCCUUGGCUGACAUUGCGGUCGGCGCUCUUGUCAUCCCCCUCGCCAUAACCAUCAGCAUCGGACUUCAGACGCACUUCUACAGCUGCCUGCUGGUCGCCUGCACAGUGCUCGUCCUCACUCAAAGUUCAAUCCUGGCGCUCCUGGCCAUCGCCAUCGACCGCUAUCUGAGAGUGAAAAUACCCAUGAGCUACAAGCGGGUGGUGACUCCUCGGCGAGCUGGCACGGCAGUGUUAUUGUGUUGGCUGGUGUCCAUCAUUGUAGGCCUCACGCCCAUGUUGGGCUGGAAUAACCUUCAGUUUCUCCGUGACAAUGGUUCCCUGAUCACUGAUGACCUCUUGGUUACCUGUGAGUUUGAGACAGUCAUCAGUAUGGACUACAUGGUCUACUUCAACUUCUUUGGCUGGGUGCUUCCCCCUCUGCUCCUCAUGCUCGCCAUCUAUGUUGAAAUUUUCUACAUGAUCCACAAGCAGCUCAACAAGAAGGUGACAGCUAGCCACACAGACCCUAGCCGUUACUUUGGCAAAGAGCUCAAGCUAGCCAAGUCGCUCGCCCUUGUUCUUUUCCUCUUUGCAGUCAGCUGGCUCCCUCUUCACAUCCUGAACUGCAUCACCCUCUUUUGCCCUGCCUGUGACAAGCCGAUGUUCCUCGUUUACAUCGCCAUCAUCCUUACCCACGGCAACUCGGCCGUCAACCCCAUUGUGUACGCUUUCCGUAUUAAGAAAUUCCGCACAGCGUUCCGUAAAAUCUGGAAACAGUACAUGCUUUGUCAGGAUCCAGUGGGUCGGCUUCCUCAAAGAGGGAGCCAGAGAGGACAAAGUCAUGAGAGAAGGCUAAGGCAGAAUGAUGAUGAUGAUGAUGAUGUGUGACUUUUGGCAACUAAUUGGAUUGCUGUGUAACUGUUAAGUUUCACUCCACUGGUUCACAGAAUGGACAAGACUCUGGCUUUAUUUUCAUGCUCGAGGGAUUACUGGUCAAAACGGCCUUAAUGGCACUGAAGCAUGUCAGAGGGAUGAAAGAGAUCAGGGAACUUGAUCGUGGACCGUCCAGCACACUCUAAGGAGGGCAGAAUGACGAAUCGGCAUUGAGACAUUAUAAAUCAGACUUUGAUGUAAAUAAGACUGAUUGAUUAUUUCUCCAAUGGCUGACAAAAUGAAGAUGAUGCCAUAUGAGAUAAGGGGCUUCUCAUCAAUUUUCAACACCAACCUGUUGAACUUGAAUAACUACAGUAAGUGUAUAUCUGUAGCAUAUUCGGUACAAGAGUAGUGUAUGCUGUAUUGUAUUUUUUGACCUGAAUUAAAAUUCAUGGCCUUUUUUUAGGUGAA